Messenger RNA from Trichophyton benhamiae CBS 112371, 726 nucleotides. RefSeq lists its product as uncharacterized. Bases 1 to 726 code for a protein of 241 amino acids. Gene Ontology annotation, biological process: respiratory electron transport chain. Lineage: Eukaryota; Fungi; Ascomycota; Eurotiomycetes; Onygenales; Arthrodermataceae. The transcript has 3 exons. The record is from RefSeq and is a predicted model, not a curated record.
AUGAGGGCGACUCUACGACUUUUGGCUAAUGUCAAGCCAGCAAGAUAUCUGGAACCCUUCACGCCGACCGGUCUUACUGGCCUUUCAACCCACCCUAGUCCUCGACCAACGCUCAUCUACCUCUAUACCACAACUCUCCAGAAACUGAAGGCGAUCCCGGAAUCAUCUGUAUAUCGCAAAUCGACAGAGGCCCUUACAAAGCACCGAUUGGAUGUUGUACAGUCUACGAAACCACCGGGGUUCGACGCCUGGCUGCAACGAGUAAGAGCUCUUGUUGCUGAGAACCCAGACAAAUACAAGGCUGCUCUACGGGAUGAUGGUACAUACGCUGCAUUCCAGCUUGAAGAGGAGAAUAUUGCCAAGGAAGACGAGCUUUGGGGCGGAGAUACCUCUAAAGUGCAGCAGGAGGGAGCAUACCUUAGUGAAGAAGAGAUGGAGGAGCGUAUAAAGGAAUCAGAAGCAGAAGCUGCCCGCCGGGAGACUCCCACUAUCCAUUGGGAGGCAGAGCCAGCUCUGGAGGCUGCACAUGCUAACGAAAUUCACAUUAGGAUUUCCGAGAUUGAAAACAAGAUUGGUGGUGGAUUGAUAGAGGAAGUGAUCCAGGUUGCCGAGGGAGAACUUAGACUUGUUGAUGAGAUGGUCAAGAGCAAAGUCUGGGAGGAACUCGUGGAAAAGCCCAAGCCUGGCCAGUGGACUUACUUUGAACGAACUGAAUCCAGCUCAUGA